Molecule: messenger RNA, 570 nt
Organism: Ustilaginoidea virens
Lineage: Eukaryota; Fungi; Ascomycota; Sordariomycetes; Hypocreales; Clavicipitaceae
Exons: 3
Coding region: 1-570 (189 amino acids)
Source: RefSeq, a predicted model, not a curated record
AUGCCCUCGCCCCGGUCCGCCGUCUUGGCCGCCGCCGUCUUUGGCGCCGUGGCCAGCGCCGACUACGCCAUUGACCCCUCCAGCGUGUCUCUCGGCACCAGACAGAGCUGGUGCGCCCAGGAGCAAAGCACAUGCCCCCUCAUCUGCCAGCAGGUGGAACCUCGAACCACGCUGGUCAACACUUGCGAUCCUGUGACGCUCACGUUCGGCUGCCUGUGCGGCAACAACCAGCAGCCCAACGUCUCCGAAUACUCCCUCAGCCUGCCGUACUUUAUCUGCCAGCAAUGGGUCCAGCAAUGCCAGAACGCGUGCGACACGAACGCCUGCAAGUCCGACUGCACGCAGAACCACCCGUGCGGCGCGCAGAACCCCCAGAAGGCCAACGCCACCACCAAGGCGCCUGCCGCGGCCGCGAGCUCGGCCGCCACCAGCGGCGCCGCCAUCUACACGGACGCGCCUGGAGGCGGGAACGACGGCAAGAAGGGCGCGGCGGCUGCGCUGGAGGCGGGACGCACGUACGGACUGGCCGCUGUCUUGACCGGCCUCUUUGCCGGGUUCGCUCUGCUGUAG